CAAUCAGUGCAUCCAGGCUGCUCGACUUGGGGCCAAGACCUUGAUGAUUUGUAAGGUUGGGAAGGACUCGUUUGGCAAUGAUUAUAUUGAAAAUUUCAAGAGAAAUGGGAUUUCUACAGAAUUUGUAGGUCAGACUGAGGAUGCUGCUACUGGAGCUGCUUCAAUAAUUGUUAACAGAGAAGGACAGAAUGUUAUCGUCAUAGUCGCAGGAGCCAAUUUGCUUUUGGAUUCUGAAGACCUGAAGAGGGCUGCUAAUGCCAUUUGCAAGGCCAAAGUGAUCAUUUGCCAGCUAGAAAUAACACCUGCUAUUUCUCUGGAAGUCCUAAAAAUGGCAUACUCCAAUGGAGUGAAGACCUUAUUUAAUCCUGCUCCAGCUCAUGCUGAACUAGAUCCACAAUUUUACACCCAUUCUGACAUCUUCUGUUGCAACGAAAGUGAGGCAGAAAUUUUAACAGGCAUCCCAGUGGGCGGCCCUGAAGAUGCUGGGAAGGUGGGGCUCAUGCUAUUAGAAAGAGGCUGCAAACUAGUAAUUGUUACUCUGGGAGCAGAAGGCUGUGUGAUGAUAUCAGUGGAUGAGCCUAUUCCAAAGCAUGUUCCUGCUGGGAAGGUCAGGGCUGUGGACACUACGGGGGCUGGCGAUAGUUUUGUGGGCGCACUGGCUUUCUUCAUGGCUUGCUAUCCCAAUCUAUCCAUGGAAGAAGUGAUCAGGAAGUCAAACUUCAUCGCAUCAGUGAGCGUCCAGGCAUCAGGGACACAGUCUUCCUAUCCCUACAGGAAGGACCUGCCCCAGGAUCUUUUCUAACUUGUGGUGUCAGACAUCUGCAUGUGUUGAUUGUAAAAUAUCCCAGGCAAGGGAGUUCUGAUUGUGCAGAGGCAAACUUUUUUCCCCCUAAGGGAUUCCAGGUACUCAGCUACUAAAGGACUAGAGAGCAGGAAAGUCUUUACUCCCUUCUCAAUCACCGAUUCCCUGCUAGACUCUGGUCUAGAGUAGAGCACUAGGGUUGCACUCUUUCAUUCCAGCGAAAUACUGUGGAUCUGGCCCUUGCCCUACACACUGUGCAGGCCAAACAUUACUCUAAUGGCAAUGCAAAACUUAGUAGUCAAUGUGUUCAACAUUUCACUCCACAAACUCAAGUCUAUAAACUAAAGAGACAUUCCACAAUAUGAGUAGGGAUAACUGAGCUCUGAAAUUCAGUGGCCUCCACAGACUUUGCUGUGCUCUCCACUAAUUAAGAUUCUCCUUGAUUUUGAUGAAGUUUCACAUCUGCCAGCUAGGGACAUCGCUAUUGAAAUGUGAAUUAUAGUUAGCUUUGGGUUUUCAACCAAAUUCCUAUUGUCCUUGCUCUCUGCGGCAAGUGCCUUAGCCC
Messenger RNA from Emys orbicularis (European pond turtle), 1367 nucleotides. RefSeq names its product ribokinase (gene RBKS). Gene Ontology annotation, biological process: D-ribose metabolic process. The coding region runs from base 44 to 802 and encodes 252 amino acids. Gene Ontology annotation, molecular function: ribokinase activity. The record is from RefSeq and is a predicted model, not a curated record. The transcript is spliced from 7 exons. Lineage: Eukaryota; Metazoa; Chordata; Testudines; Emydidae.